Molecule: messenger RNA, 2762 nt
Organism: Doryrhamphus excisus (bluestripe pipefish)
Lineage: Eukaryota; Metazoa; Chordata; Actinopteri; Syngnathiformes; Syngnathidae
Gene: sdha
Product: succinate dehydrogenase complex, subunit A, flavoprotein (Fp)
Biological process (GO): mitochondrial electron transport, succinate to ubiquinone; tricarboxylic acid cycle
Cellular component (GO): respiratory chain complex II (succinate dehydrogenase)
Molecular function (GO): succinate dehydrogenase (quinone) activity; electron transfer activity; flavin adenine dinucleotide binding
Source: RefSeq, a predicted model, not a curated record
GCUUGGGCUGUGAUUCUGAAGACUCCACUGACGGAUCCCGAAACUGACAACAUGGCGAGUGUUCAAGCUGCCUCCCGUUUCCUCUCCAAAAGGAUACUUUCCUCAAGGAAAGCGGUCCCAGCAGCCGCAGUUCAAGGUUCAAAGAACUUGCAUUUCUCCGUUUAUGGAAAGAAAAAUGCCAACGUUUCAGAUGGCGUCUCCACCCAAUAUCCAGUUGUAGAUCAUGAGUUUGAUGCCGUGGUGGUUGGCGCCGGAGGAGCAGGACUCCGGGCAGCUUUUGGCCUCUCCGAGGCCGGCUUCAACACGGCCUGUGUCACCAAGCUGUUCCCCACCAGGUCUCACACUGUUGCUGCACAGGGUGGAAUCAAUGCAGCUCUGGGAAACAUGGAGGAUGAUGACUGGAGGUGGCACUUCUAUGACACCGUGAAGGGCUCUGAUUGGCUGGGGGACCAGGAUGCUAUCCAUUACAUGACUGAACAGGCUCCUGCUGCUGUAGUGGAGUUGGAGAACUUCGGCAUGCCAUUCAGUCGCACAGAGGAUGGCAAGAUCUACCAGAGGGCAUUUGGGGGUCAGAGUCUCAAGUACGGCAAAGGGGGCCAAGCUCAUCGCUGCUGCUGCGUAGCAGACAGGACUGGACAUUCACUACUUCACACUCUCUAUGGACGGUCGCUGCGUUAUGACACCAGUUACUUUGUGGAGUACUUUGCCCUGGACUUGCUGAUGGAAGAUGGCGAGUGUAAAGGAGUCAUCGCACUCUGCAUGGAGGACGGCUCUAUUCACCGCUUCAGAGCUCAGAAUACGGUCAUCGCGACCGGGGGUUACGGUCGAACCUAUUUCAGCUGCACCUCUGCCCACACUAGUACUGGAGAUGGAAAUGCUAUGGUGACCAGAGCAGGUCUUCCCUGUCAGGAUUUGGAGUUUGUUCAGUUCCAUCCCACUGGGAUCUAUGGAGCCGGUUGCCUGAUCACGGAGGGUUGCCGUGGUGAGGGAGGCAUCCUGAUCAACAGCGAAGGUGAGCGUUUCAUGGAGCGCUACGCACCCAACGCCAAGGACCUGGCCUCCAGAGACGUGGUGUCCCGCUCCAUGACCAUCGAGAUCAGAGAGGGCAGAGGUGUAGGUCCAGAGAAGGACCACGUGUACCUGCAGCUGCACCACCUGCCUCCUCAGCAGCUCGCCACGAGGCUUCCCGGCAUCUCUGAGACAGCCAUGAUCUUCGCCGGAGUCGAUGUCACCAAGGAGCCCAUCCCGGUUCUUCCCACCGUCCACUACAACAUGGGAGGCAUACCCACCAACUACAAGGGCCAGGUCAUCACCCACACAAACGGAGAAGACAAAGUGGUUCGCGGACUGUACGCCUGCGGGGAGGCCGCCUGUGCAAGUGUCCAUGGUGCUAACCGGCUGGGGGCCAACUCUCUUUUGGACCUGGUGGUGUUCGGCAGAGCCUGCGCCCUCACCAUCGCUGAGGAGCACAAACCCGGAGAGACGCUUUCCCCUCUGAAGGCCAAUGCAGGUGAGGAGUCUGUGGCCAACCUGGACAAGCUGAGGUUUGCGAAUGGAAGCCUGCGUACUUCUGAAAUCAGGCUCAACAUGCAGAAGACCAUGCAGACCCACGCUGCCGUGUUCCGUACCGGUUCUGUCCUGAAGGAAGGAUGUGACAAGAUGGACGCCAUUUACCAGACCAUGGCAGACCUCAAGACCUUUGACAGAGGCAUUGUGUGGAACACCGACUUGGUGGAAACGUUGGAGCUGCAGAAUCUGAUGCUGAACGCCGUCCAGACCAUCAACUCCGCCGAGCAGAGGACGGAGAGCCGCGGGGCUCACGCCAGAGAGGACUUCAAGGAUCGUAUCGACGAGUACGAUUAUUCAAAGCCCUUGCAGGGUCAGGAGAAGAAGCCCUUCGAUGACCACUGGAGGAAACACACCAUGUCAUACGUUGACCCCAAAACCGGCAAGGUGACCUUGGAGUACCGUCCUGUCAUCGACCACUCUCUGGACGAACAGGACUGCGCCCACGUGCCCCCGGCCAUCCGCUCGUACUAAGAACACCCCUUGGACUCUACCAGACCUCAUUUAGCCACCAUUUGUGGAGGCGGCCCCAACAGUUGGGGAAACUAUGCUUUGGAUUGCACGUGUGUGCAUUUUGUGUGUCAUUUUCUACACUGAUAACACACAACAUCAUGUUCCAAGUAUUUAUACAUCUCUACAUCAUGUCAACAUGUCGCAUCACUCCAGUCUUGUGCUCUCCUUUGCCAGUUUGAUGUCGAUUUUAAAUGUCGCCUCUACUUCAGCCUGGACAAGAGAUUGUGGGAAUUGCAAUACGAGGUUGCUUUAAAGCAGCACAGGGAUGUUUUACCAAUGUAAAUAUUGCCUAAGUGUACAAUAAACAUGGCUAACUACUCAGCGUGUAGAAAUAUAUAUUCGCCUCACCCACUGUUGCCUUGAAUAGCACAUAAUUGUGAUCUAUGGGUGUGAGUGCUCCAAAGCAGUCGAAAGUAAUGCAAUGUAGCUUCGUGUAGUUUGUGAUUUGCGGUGUUAGCAUUGUUAGCUAAAUGAAGCAUGAAACAAAUCAGCCUUAGUGAUGUUAAAUUACGAUGAUAUAGGGAUGUUAUACUACGAGUAUAGAGUAUGGACUCCGGAGAAGGCCAGUGCUAGCUAGAUGUGCUAUGCUCUUGUCAAUAAACAUUCAAAGGGUGACUUAAUUUAUUGUGUUAUUUCUCAUCGUCCUUACAUUUCUACUUGUGUUCAAAUGUUGAAUAAAGUAC